AUGCUGAGCCCCAAGGCCUUGACCAACGCUGCCGUGCUGCUCGCCAUGUACCCUGUGUCUAUCUUCGCUAUCGGUGACUGGGGGUCCACUACGGACAGGGGUUCGUGUUGCGGAGGCACGUUUAACAACUUCGACCUCCACGCCCAGGAGAUCGUGGGUAUGUUGAUGGACCAGCAGGCUGCUGUUCAGAAGCCUGAUGCGGUCUGCGGUCUCGGAGACAGUUUUUACUGGACGGGUAUCGACAGUAUGGAGGGGCAAGUCGCACGCUUCCAGACGUCGUACGAGUCCAAGUACAAUGGAGCCAACAUCAAGAACGUCCCCUGGGUGAACGUCAUGGGCAACCACGACUACGGUGGCGCCAACUACGUCUGCAACGUCGGCGAGCAGCUCGUCAGGUGCAACAGCACGCAGGAAAUGCUCCAGGGUCUGGACAACAAGCUCCGGUACCAGUCGUCGUACAAGAGCCCCAACAACAACCGCUGGCACAUGGACGACCGCUUCUACGUUCACCACAUCGAAGAUCCAGCCACUGGUGUGAGCAUCGACAUUUUCAACGUUGACAUGAACGACGCCGAUAUCGCUGGCGCCCACGGCGUCUGCUGCCAGUGCUACGGCUACGCGGGCAACGAUAACGGUGGCUGUGGCAGCAUCGCCCGAGGUGACAAGUACUGCUGCGGAGGCGAUACCGCCAUGUAUGACACGUGCAUGGCCAAGUUCUCGGAGUGGGCCGAGGAUUCUCGCAAGCAGCUUGCGGCCAAGGCCAAGGCGUCCAAGGCGACGUUUAAGAUUGUCAGUAGUCACUUCUCCCCGGUCCAGCACUACCACGAGGACGGCAUGAACCGCUGGUUCGACGCGCUCCGUGGCACGGGCAUCCAGGCCUUCGUCUACGGCCACACCCACGGCGAGAAGCACGACUACGCGGACACGCUCAAGAUGCACUUCGUGGAGACCGGAGCUGGCGGCGGUAUGAAGAAGGAGUUCGCGAGCACGAUCCCUGACUUCGCGGCCAAGUACGUCAAGAAGGAGUGGGCCUACACCGGUGACGAGUACGGAUUUAUGUCUCUGUCGGCGUCCAAGGACUGGCUCAAGCUGCAGUACCACACGGCGGACAAGAACUGGAACUUCACGGAGAACAUCAAGGACAUGAAGGUCGGUGGUGUCGCGACUAAGCACUGCUGGUACAUCCCCACUGACGGUUCGGAAGGCAAGGCCUGUUAA
Molecule: messenger RNA, 1218 nt
Organism: Phytophthora sojae
Lineage: Eukaryota; Oomycota; Peronosporomycetes; Peronosporales; Peronosporaceae
Exons: 2
Coding region: 1-1218 (405 amino acids)
Molecular function (GO): ferric iron binding; acid phosphatase activity; ferrous iron binding
Source: RefSeq, a predicted model, not a curated record